Molecule: messenger RNA, 555 nt
Organism: Amyelois transitella
Lineage: Eukaryota; Metazoa; Arthropoda; Insecta; Lepidoptera; Pyralidae
Exons: 1
Coding region: 1-555 (184 amino acids)
Source: RefSeq, a predicted model, not a curated record
AUGCGGACCCAAGCAUUACUCGAACGUGUAGCUAAAGUGGAAGCGGCUACUGAAGAUAUUGAUCGUCGUUCCCGAUCAAGUACUCUCGAAUUUCGUAAUAUCAGGCUCCCAAAUAAAACUCCUUGUGUGGAAGACUUGCUAACCGCUGUUACAUGCAUCUUUAAAGCGAUCUCCGUAGACGUAAAUAAAUCAGACAUCUACGACAUUUACAAGCUACCAUCAAGAUCGGAUGGCGUCACAAUUGUCUGCAGACUAAAUUCAGUUCUCCUGAAAGUUAAAAUACUACAAGCAUUUAAGGAUUAUAACAGGCGCAAUAUAAAUAACAAGCUUUACUCAACAAUAGUGGGCGGCUCGCAGCAUCCAGUGUACAUAGGCGAGCAUCUGACACCACAGUCUCGUCGACUGUUCUACUUGGCUCGCGAGUACGCAAAAGCGGAAAAUUACAAGUAUUGCUGGACUUCAGGUGGCCGGGUGAUGCUGAGGAAAGCAGACAAUACAAAACUGGUCAUGGUUACCUCUGAGGGCCAGCUUUCUGGACCCCAGUCAAAAAACUAG